AUGAACAGUCGCCUCGACAAGAACUCCUCGCAGGUGAGGAAGAGAAUCGAGAGUCAUGAGUUCGUAGACGAGGAUGGCGAAGAAUAUGAGCGCAGCGCUUUCGGCGGCUUCGGCGAUUACUUUAGGCGCAAGAAGAUCAAGUUGCAAAACCUGGAUGCGGACAUACGAGCUGCUUCGACCGACAAGCCUCAGAUUUUCAAGGGCGUCGUUGCGCAUGUUAUGGGCUAUACGCAACCGCCGCUUCACGUAUUGCAUCGUGAGCUUGUUCAACAUGGCGCAGGCUUCUUGCAGUACCUGGACUCAAAGACCAUGGCGACACACAUCAUCGCGUCUUCUAUUCCACCCAAAAAGUCCGUCGACUACAGCAAAUACAGGAUUGUGAAGCCCGCCUGGGUCACCGACUCGGUUGAAGCCGGUAGAUUAUUGCCUUGGUCGGACUACCGCGUGAACAACAAUGAUGGGCCACGCCAGAAGGUUUUCAAGCUCAAUGACUCCAGAACCCUCAGCCAGACGACUCCGCAAGCCAAAAGGGGAUACAGAGAACAGACGGACGCCAGCUUUUACACCAGCCAGUUCAAAGCAACCGCCGGAAGUCCUGCAACACCUUCGUUGAGUCGGUUCGCAGAGCGCGCCGAGUCGCCUCUUGCUCGUUCCCAUGCUCGCGACUCCAACAGCCCUUCGAUCCCACAGUUUGUGAAGGGGCCGCCACUCAAAGGCAAAGACGAUGUUGAAGAGUUUGACGACAUGGAAGUUGACGAGUUAAUGGUCGACUUUGUUCCCGAAGAAGACAAAGUUCCCAAAAUCGAGAAAUCUGACGUACAAUCUAUACCAACCGCGGUUGAGAAGCCUAAGCAAGGAACCAAAAUGCCAGAGAGUAUGACAUCAGAAGAGCACAACGCCGCGCUUCUGUCGGAUCCCAAGAUAUGGAAGUCGUCAACAGCAAACCCUGAUUUUCUGAAGCAAUUCUAUUCUGAAAGCCGCCUCCAUCAUCUCUCCACCUGGAAAGCAGAGCUGAAGUCAAGAAUGCAGAAUCUUGCCAAAGAGAAAGGGGCGUCUCCCAAGACCAUCAAGAGAAAUGUAGGGUCGCGGCGUUACAUCAUCCACGUCGACUUUGACAGCUUCUUCUGCGCCGUCUCCCUCAAGAAAACCCCUCAGUAUGUUGACAAGCCGACUGUAGUUGCUCACAGCAGCGGGACAGCCUCUGAAAUAGCAAGCUGUAACUAUGUUGCGCGCAAGUUCGGAGUCAAGAACGGCAUGUGGAUGAAGCGGGCGCUGGAGCUGUGCCCGGACAUCAAAGUGCUGCCUUACGAUUUCCCUGCCUACGAAGACGCAAGCCGAUUAUUCUACGAGUCGAUCCUCGAGCUGGGGGGGGUUGUUCAGAGCGUCAGUAUUGAUGAGGCGCUUGUCGACAUAACCUCCAUCGUUCCUUCCACUGCGAUAUCCGACAGCACUAGAGUCGACGAAGAUAGCAGCGUAUCGAUGGAGCAAGAAAGGGCCGAACAGAUCGCGCUCGCGCUUCGGAACAAGAUAAAGGAAUCGACUGGUUGUGCGGUAUCAGUAGGCAUCGGAGGCAACAUCCUACUUGCCAAGGUUGCUUUACGGCGAGCGAAACCCGCGGGACAAUUUCAGAUCAGGCCGGAACAAGUUCUCGACGUUAUCGGAGAACUCGAGGUAAAGGAUCUGCCUGGAGUUGCUUAUAGUCUGAGCGGGAAGCUCGAGGAAAUCGGCGUUAAGUUCGUCAAAGACAUCCGACAAGUGUCCAAGGAGCGAUUGUCUUCGUCACUGGGCCCAAAAACUGGAGAAAAGCUGUGGGAGUAUGCUCGGGGCAUCGACCGCGCCGAAGUCGGAGAGCAACCACCGCGGAAGUCUGUCUCGGCCGAAGUGAACUGGGGCAUCCGCUUCAUCAACCAGCAGGAAGCUGAAGAGUUCAUUCUGAACCUCUGCAAGGAACUGGAACGUCGCCUUCUGAACGAGCAAGUCAAGGGAAAGCAGUUCACCAUGAAAAUCAUGCGCCGGGCCCUGGACGCACCCCUAGAUCCACCGAAGCACCUGGGGCACGGAAAAUGUGACUCUUUCAGCAAGAGUAUCUUGUUUGGCGUGGCAACGCACAAUGCCGAGACCAUCGCGAAGGAGGCCGUGUCGAUACUUCGGUCUUACAGAUUUACCCCGGGUGACCUUCGAGGUCUUGGUGUCCAGUUGACGAGACUGGAGCCGAUUAAGUCUGGCGCGGCCGGGCCUGAGAGCAGUCAACGGCGGCUGGCAUUUCCCAGCUUUGGCGGCCAAUCCGGGGCAAAAAAGGCUUCGGCAGAUCCGAUCGAAGAUUCGCGGAGCCCCCAGAGGCUGAAGUCUACUCAGAGUCGAGGAGGAGGAGACGUAGCACAGGACCCCAUUGCGGAUGACCCCUUGACACCAAGAAAACCCAAGGUGCACCCUGCUUUGGCACUAGCACGGGCCGGUGAAAAUGAUGCAAAGGCACAAACGCCAUUGAACAUCAUGGGGACCCAAUUCAUCCUCCCUUCGCAGGUCGACCCAGCCGUUUUGGCUGAGUUGCCAGGCCACAUUCGGGCUAAGCUGCAGAGAGGCCAGAGGCUCAAGUCGGAGCCCAGGAGGCAGGCAUCUCCACAGAUCAAGUCAAGGAGCAAUAGCCCCGCUGUGCAAGAUGAGAUACCCUCACAGGUCGACCCAGAAGUCUACAACGCUUUGCCCGACGAUAUGAAAGCAGAGGUUCUAGCACAGUAUGGCCGAAGAAAUGUCCAGCAAACCCGCCUGCCACAGUCACCGCACAAGGACAGGUUUAUCCAACCGAAAAAGGUCACAACCCCAACAAAGAGAGGUGGUAGAAGCCUAUUCAACAACGCCAGGGAGAGGCAGCAGGAUGCAGCAGCAAACCGCCUACAGACAAAUUUCCUGCCAAACAAAGACGCCGGAAACCCCCAUGAAGAGCUGGACGAGCUGGAUCAGGAAUUUCUUGCGGAACUACCCGAGGAUGUCCGCAAGGAAAUCAUUGAGGACCAUCGCAAGAAACGGCUGGCGAAGCGAUCCGGGCUCCUGUUCAACGCUCCCUCUCGGCGGCAACACGGCGGAGGGGAGCUGGGCGAGCCUCUGCCUGCCGGGCAGACCAAGCUGCAGUUCCCAGCACCGCCGCCCAGGAUUGACUUUAUGGGUUCCGCUGUGAAGUCGGUCCAGGAGAUCAAGGACAUGCUCGAGGCGUGGCACGACGGGACCCGGUACGACGGCCCCCACCGGGAGGACGUCGUCGUAUUCGAGAAGUACCUGGCGAAGGUCGUGUUGGAGGAGAGGGACAUGCGCAAGGCUGCGAAGCUGGUGCAGUGGCUCGAGUGGCUGGUCGAGGAGGACGGCAGCGAGGGGAGAGGAAAACAGGGAUGGAGGAGGUCCAUGACGGACAUCAAGGUGGAGGUUCAGAAAGCCGUCGAGGACAGGGGCUUGGGUCCUCUGAGGCUUUAG
Colletotrichum higginsianum IMI 349063 is the source of this 3465-nucleotide messenger RNA. RefSeq names its product DNA repair protein REV1. Gene Ontology annotation, biological process: error-free translesion synthesis; error-prone translesion synthesis. The coding region runs from base 1 to 3465 and encodes 1154 amino acids. NCBI's taxonomy places the organism in Eukaryota, Fungi, Ascomycota, Sordariomycetes, Glomerellales, Glomerellaceae. The transcript has 2 exons. Gene Ontology annotation, cellular component: nucleus. Gene Ontology annotation, molecular function: DNA-directed DNA polymerase activity; deoxycytidyl transferase activity; damaged DNA binding. The record is from RefSeq and is a predicted model, not a curated record.